Sphaerodactylus townsendi is the source of this 1576-nucleotide messenger RNA. RefSeq names its product SPT3 homolog, SAGA and STAGA complex component (gene SUPT3H). The record is from RefSeq and is a predicted model, not a curated record. Lineage: Eukaryota; Metazoa; Chordata; Lepidosauria; Squamata; Sphaerodactylidae. The coding region runs from base 20 to 1576 and encodes 518 amino acids. Gene Ontology annotation, molecular function: transcription coactivator activity; protein heterodimerization activity. The transcript has 14 exons. Gene Ontology annotation, biological process: transcription by RNA polymerase II.
GGUACUGGAGUUAGCCCAAAUGUCGUCAGCUGCCCCGUCAAGCAGUGGAAAGGGGGUUGGGAAAUCAACAAACUUUACUCCGGAACUGCAAAGCAUGAUGUUUUCCUUAGGGGAUGCUCGCCGGCCUCUGCAUGAAUCUGCGGUAUUGGUCGAAGACAUUGUCCACACCCAGCUGAUUACUUUGCUGCAGCAGGCCUCUGAGAUUUCUCAGCUGAGAGGAGCAAGAGUCAUUUCUGCAGAGGAUCUCCUUUUUUUGAUGCGCAAAGAUAAGAAAAAGCUCAAAAGGCUACUUAAAUAUAUGUUUUUCCGAGACUACAAAUCUAAAAUUGUCAAAGGCAUUGAAGAGGAAGAUCUUCUGGAAGACAAACUUGGCAGUGGCAGCAUCAACAAACGCCAGAAAAUUGCUCAAGACUUUCUUAUCUCUAUCGAUCAGACAGGAGAACUCUUGUCCUUGUUUGAAGAUGAUGAGGUUGAUGAUGUAAAGCAAGAGAGAAUGGAGGGUCGCCAUAGGUCAGCUUUGACGGACGACAACAACAGCAACGAUAAUAUGAAUAAUCCUCCUUCUGAUUUACACGCACAGGCCCGGCGGAACAACAAUGUUUUGCAGGCCGUGCGGAACUGCUCAAGUUCCCGCAGGGCUCGGAUGGUCGGAGGCAGAGUGCUCCACAAGGCUGGGGCCAAAGCACUGAAGGCCCUGGCCCGGCUGCAGAUUCCCAUGUUGCAUCUCUUGCUGUAUUUGAGAGCUUCCCAGCCCAUGUGCACAGCUUUCCAGGAAAUGCAGCAGGAAGGAUCGAGCCUCUACUCUCUCAUCCCAGCACUGAGGAGGGUGUCAGGAGAAGAGCAAGCUGGUCGCAGAGAAGAGCAACCAAAACCACCCCUGCCACAGCAGUCACGUGGGGAAAAAGGACACUGGAUACAGGGGAUGGUUGACAUUUUACUCCCCUUGUCCCCACUGGAAGGAGCGCUAUGGUGUGACUUGCCGGAGUUCAGAGGGAGCAUCACCCAGCGGGCUGUGCAGGUCCUGCUUCCUGGAUUCAAGAAAGCUUCCAAGUUCCGAGACUGGUUGGACUGCAGCAGCCUGGAAAUGAAACCAAAUGCCAUCGCCAUGGAGAUCUUGGCUUAUUUAGCCUACGAGACUGUUGCACAGCUGGUGGAUUUGGCCCUUUUGGUCAAGCAGGACAUGGCUCCCAAAGCGGGCGAUCCUUUCAGUCACGCAAUAUCUGCUACUUUCAUUCAAUAUCACAAUCCUGAGGUGCAUGCUUUAGGGCAGACUGGAAGUAUGAGGAGCAGCCCAGAGUCUCCUGAGAACACGCCCCCAGCGACACCCACUCCCCCCGCCUCUGGCCCCCAGCACCUUGGAAAGGCUCAGUCUGGAACAAUUGGGAAUGGCAGCAUCACGCAAGACUCUUCCAAAGCCAAACAGCGGAAAAGGAAAAAGAGUUCUGCCGCUUGUGGUGCCGAGACUCAGAGCGAUGCCAUCCUGCCAGCCCACAUCAGAGAGGCCAUUCGGCGCUACGGCCACAAGAUUGGCCCCCUCUCCCCGUUCACGAGAUUUGUUUCUGAAGAGAUGUGUUGA